AUGGCAGAGGAGCGGGUUAUUCGCGUUGGGACGAGAAAAAGUCAACUUGCCCUCAUUCAGACUAACGCUGUCAUAAGAAUGUUAAAGACCUUGGAUCCAACUCUAAGAUUUGAAACAGUACCAAUGACUACAGUUGGUGAUCGUAUUUUGGAUUCAGCUUUGUCAAAAAUUGGAGAGAAGUCAUUAUUUACCAAGGAAUUAGAGAGUGCCUUGUUGAAGAAGCAGGUGGAUUUUGUUGUGCAUUCCCUCAAGGACCUGCCCACUGUGCUACCUGAGGGUUUAGUCAUUGGAUGCGUUUGCAAAAGGGACAGCCCAUAUGAUGCUGUGGUUAUACAUCCAAAGCACCAGAGGAAAAUGUUAAAGGACCUACCUCCAGGAAGUGUUAUAGGUACCAGUUCUGUCCGUCGAGCUGCUCAGAUCAAACGAAUGUACCCACAAUACAAGAUUGAGAAUAUUCGGGGAAAUUUAAACACCAGACUGAAAAAACUCUCAGAGCAAGAUGUCUAUGAUGCAAUCAUCCUUGCCGUGGCUGGGCUGGAACGGAUGGGCUGGCAUGAUUUCAUUUCAGAGGUUUUAAUCUCUGGGGAAUGCAUGUAUGCUGUGUGCCAAGGAGCAAUGGCUGUAGAGUGUUUGGCUAGUGAUGAGGUCACCCUACAGCUGCUUCACAGAAUCCAUGAUCAUCACUCUACAGUGGCGUGUGUGGCAGAGAGGGCUUUCCUGAGGAAGUUGGAAGGAGGAUGUAGUGUUCCUGUGUCAGUUUUCACAGAAAUCUCUGGAAGUCAGCUUGCUAUACGAGGUGGUGUCUUCAGCACUGAUGGCAACCAAGCAAUUCAGAGCAGCAUAAUUUCUGAUUUAGAGCAUGCAGAUUCCUCGGUGCCUUCAGACUCAUCAUUUGUGGGCAUCCAUUGCCAGAUUGCCAACAAGAAGCAUCACUAUAUUUCUGCAUUGGCCGCAGGGGACAAACUAGCAAAUGACCUUCUGCAUCAGGGAGCAGAUGCCAUCCUUACAGCAGCCAAAGCCGCUGCCACCAAGGCUGUCAUGGAGGAGUAUGAGAUGAAGGUUUCUGGUGGGAAAGAGCAGGAAAAUGUUAGUGAUGGGUCAUCUGGGGAACCAACAGCCACAGUUCACUUUCACCAAAGUGAUGGAGAAGAUUAA
This is a messenger RNA of Candidula unifasciata, 1155 nucleotides long. NCBI's taxonomy places the organism in Eukaryota, Metazoa, Mollusca, Gastropoda, Stylommatophora, Geomitridae. The record is from the annotation of a GenBank genome assembly.